This is a messenger RNA of Uranotaenia lowii, 7252 nucleotides long. RefSeq names its product putative mediator of RNA polymerase II transcription subunit 26 (gene Cnot4). The transcript has 15 exons. Lineage: Eukaryota; Metazoa; Arthropoda; Insecta; Diptera; Culicidae. Gene Ontology annotation, cellular component: CCR4-NOT complex. The record is from RefSeq and is a predicted model, not a curated record. Gene Ontology annotation, biological process: protein ubiquitination. Gene Ontology annotation, molecular function: metal ion binding; RNA binding; ubiquitin-protein transferase activity. Bases 839 to 5185 code for a protein of 1448 amino acids.
GCACUGUAUUUUACCUUACGAUUCGAUUUCGGAAGUUGGUUCGUUUUUCCUGACUGGAAAUCUUGGAUUUCGUGUGCUACUUUGCGUCUCAGGCAACUCAAGUUCGCUCCAAAGUGUCGCUAAACGCGUCGGUCAGUGCGAGAAAGUGAAUUUGUUACUGCUGGAAACGGUUUUGACGGCGAAGAAGACGGGAAUCUGUCCGCGUAUCUCGGAAGUUGAUAACUGUGUGUGGUUAAUCCGAUCGUCCAUCGCGGGGAUUGGGAUUGGUGGUUAUUCAAACGUUCUCGAAGUACCGGUCUUGUUCCAGCUUUUUUCGGAAGUUACUGGGUAGCUGGCGAAGUGUUGUAGGAGAAGGAAAACGACGAAGAUCACCUUUUAUUGCCAACUGAUACAGUAUUCGUAGAAGUGUGGGGGGUAUUCGCGAGGAAGAAGUUCUGUGUGGUAAUUCCUUAAGGCUUCCGGUGGAGCCUUGGGAUAGAAAAAAAAGUGGUUAGUGCUCUUAGUGAGAAAUCCUAUCCGAUCCACUCGUUCUGAGGUGGCGGAUUUGUGCUCAAGUGUGGCCCAAAAUAGGCAAAAGCUCAAGCAAGAAGUUCCUUGAACAGUGUAACGGCAACCUAAGCGAAAUUGUCCAGGGGUCAAGCAAGUGAAGGUUGUAGUUGUGGGUGUUGUGUUAAGUGGUGGUGAUCAUUCUUUGUGGCGGGUGCUUAAUCAUCAAAAAAGUAGUAGUGGUCUCGCAAGUGAAGUGGCCAACGAGGGGGUAACUGUCUUUCCGAGGGAAUAAUUGUGUGGUUGAUUGAUUCUUGAAGAAAUCAGCUAGAAGCUAUCCUCCGGCGUCAUCAUGAACGUGAUGAACAACAGUAGCGGGGACGAGGAGCAGGUCGAAUGUCCGCUGUGCAUGGAACCGCUAGAAGUGGAUGACCUCAACUUCUACCCGUGUACAUGCGGCUACCAGAUUUGCCGGUUCUGCUGGCACAGGAUCCGGACGGACGAGAACGAGUUGUGUCCCGCAUGCCGGAAGGCGUACCCGGAGAACCCGGCCGACUUCACACCCCUGUCGCAGAAGCAGAUUGCGGCGUUCAAGGCCGAGAAGCGACAGCGGGACCAGCAGCGGAAGGCGAAAGUUUCCGAAAACCGGAAGCACCUCGCCAACGUACGGGUGGUGCAGAAGAACCUGGUCUUUGUGGUCGGACUACCGACGCGGUUAGCCGAUCCGGAGAUUCUGAAAAAGCACGAAUACUUUGGCAAGUAUGGAAAGAUUCAUAAAGUUGUCAUAAACCCUAGCACGACGUAUGCGGGAGACAAGCAAGGUCCUUCGGCGUCGGCGUACGUGACCUACUUCAACAAUAACGACGCGCUGAGGGCGAUCCAGAGCGUCAACAAUAUUAUGUUGGACGGGCGGCUGAUCAAGACCAGCUUAGGCACCACCAAGUACUGCAGCCACUUCAUGAAGAACACCACCUGCCCCAAGCCGGAUUGCAUGUAUCUGCACGAACUGGGUGACCAGGAGGCUAGCUUUACGAAGGAGGAGAUGCACCAAGGCAAGCACCAGGAGUACGAGAAACGGCUGCACGACACGAUGCAGGCGCAGUUAGGCCUGGUGCCGGCCGGUGGCGGAUCGACCACCGGUGUCUCAGUGGCAGCAUCGGUCAAUGGCAGCGGCGGCGGCGGCGUCGGAGGUGUCAGUGCCGGCGGAGUGGUGGCCGCGGCAACGGUUAACGGUGGCACCAAUGGCAGCAGCAACAGCACCGGUGGUGGUGCCGGCAAUGGCAACGGAAACGGAAACAGCAAUGGCACCGGAACCGGCACCACCACGAACGGUACAAACGGCGGCAGCACUGGUAGUAGUAAAACAGGUGAUUCUAAACAUAUUAGCGACAUAACCAAUGGACCAAUACAAAGCAAAGAAGCUUGGCCAAGCUUAUCCACUACGCCGAUCAACGGUAGCACUCAUGGCAAUGGAGGCGGCGGUAGCAAUAAGGAGAAUAAGAUUAACGGUAAAACAGCAGGCGGCAGCAACAAUAAAGAAAACGUGGCACGGAACGAUCGGAAAAACGAGAAAACCCGUACGAAAAAUGGCCGAAAGAAUAGAAACGGCCGGGAUGGCCCGGAUCGGGACCGGGAUGCGGCCAACGGCAAAGAGCAUGGCAAGGAUGGUCACAGCAAGCAGCACAACAAUGGUAACAGUCAAAACCGGAACAACAACAACAGUAAGGAUACCAAUAGUACAAUGUCCGCGGCUGCAAAGGCCAAUGGCAGUAGCAGUGCGGCAGCCAUAAUUAAUGGCAAACUAUCGGCAGCGGCAGUUUUGGCGGCCUCGACGAAUGGCGACGAUCAAAGCGCGGUCAAAGAAGCACAUAACAAUAGUAAAAACCUAUCGAAACAAACAGUCGUCAACGGAUGUGGUAGUACAAAUGGAACCACAACUACUAGUACGAGUAGUGGGGUUCCUUCUUCCGGUAAAUCGAUUCCGGUUACACAUCUAGAAGACCUGGAGGACGACGACGAUGAGUUGGACUUUGAGGAUCUGGACAAUGACGCGCUGUCGUCGGACAUCGACGGCAAGACCGAUACGCCCUCGCUGAGUGGUAGCGACUCCUCGCGAGGGGCCGGCGGCGAUAGUGGCAGCACCCUGAGCGAAACGCCUAGCGGCAAGAGCUCUCCGACUGCAUUCCCCGACCCGCUGACUGCUGUGAACAAUGUGAUAACGACCGGUACCACGACAACGGCAGCGGCCACCAUUAGCAGCAAUAGUAGCAGCAGCAUCAGCGACGGCAACGGCAAGCAGCAACCCCCCAUUGGCCUUGAUGAUCCGGCGGCCAUUUCCAACAGCAACAGUGCAGCCAUCACCAAUGGUAUUAGUAGCAGUAGUAGCAUUUUCUCCUCCGCCACCUCGACUACGUCGUCACCUUCGACGCUGUUGUUCGGAACGGUUUCAGACGAUCCGGCAACAGACCCCGUGAUAUCUUCGUCGGUUUCUUCCGCAUUGUUCGGUGGAAGCGACAGCCAAGCUCAUUUAACCACUGCAACCGUCACGACGUCAUCAUCGGCAUCGUCACCGGCGCUCAACAGACUAGAGCAGCAGCAACAGCAACUGCGUGAGCAGCAGCAGCAGCAGCAAGCCCACAACCAACACAACGGCAUGAGUAACAAGAUCAACAGCUUGCUGGACAACACCACGUCUCGGUUCGCCAAGCUCGGUAUCUUCGACGACAACAGCAGUUUCUUCUCGCACAGCGCUUUCGACCCCUACAGUUUCAACAAACUUGAUGGUGUUGUGAACAGUAAUUUGGACGGUAACCAGCCUUCCGGUCUCACAUCUUCCCAGCUGCCGGAUCUACUUAGCGGUACGAACGACAGCAAUGAGCAACACACGAAGGAGAUCCUCAAAAGUCUGGGCAACCUGCAGCAGCAGCAACAACACCAGCAGCAACAUCAACAGCAGCAGCAUCACAAUCCGUUCAACAAUUUGCAUUUGCAGCAGCAGCUGAAUGGGCUCGGCCUGGGCGGCCUGGGCGGCCAGAAUGGUGGGCUCGAAGGUCUUUCCGGUCUCGGCACCGGCAACACCGAAGACUGGGAAGCCGCUUUCAGCAAGUAUGUGAUGCGCAACAAACUUGAGGAUCACCACGAGGAGCUGUUACGCAUGCAGGAACUGCAGAAGCGUAACCUCAUCAACAGUGGACUGAAUAAUGGGCCAUUUAAUGGCUUCAAUGGAGACUAUUCAGAUUACUUUCACAACACGAACGAACUUAAUAGUAGGUUACUGAGCCAGCAGCAGCAGCAACAUCAGCAGGCUCAUCAGCGGUUACAGCAACAUCAUCAACAGCAGCAGCAGCAUUCGGACAUGAGCCACGUCUACGCGGGCAACAUGUCCAAAUUCUUCGACUUUCACAAAAACCAGCAGCAACAGCAAGCGGCAGCACAACAGCAGAACCAAUUCCUUCUCAACGGACACUCAUCGCUCGGUCCGGAUCCACUCAACAUCGCCAGCAUACUCGAGAACCCCCGGCUGAACUCUCACUUCCUAGAACAACAACCCAAUGGUUUGCUAGGCUCUCAACUGCAGAAGCAGCGAAUGCUUAACGGCCAGCUUAAUGCGCAUAGUAUCCUGUUGAACGGGGCUAAUCCACAGCAGCAGCAGCAACAGCAAAGUCAGCAGCAGCAACAAAACAGUAGAUUACACAAUCCACAACAGCAGCAACAACAACAGCAGCAGCAACAACAGCAUCAGCAAUAUCCACAGCAAAAUCCCGUCGUAGACGACGAUUUAGGUUUCGAUCCCUUCUUGGAGACCCAGAAGGCGCUGGCGGAGCUGAUCAACGACGAGAAUCAGCAGCAAAACCCAUCGGCAGCGGCGGCUGCUGCUGCACAUCACAACAAACUGCUGGAGAACGUUCAGCGGACUCGCAUGCCGCCGCCAGGCUUCAACCACAUGAAUGCCUUCGGCUUCGGAGUCCCGCGAGCGCAAGUGGCAGGAAGUAAAAUUCUACCGUUUAUGAACCUGAACAACAACGGGCAGCAACAACAGCAGCAGCAGCAGCAGCAGCAACAACAAGCACAGCAACAGAUGAACUGGGGCCAGCAACUGCAACAGCAGCAAGCACAGCAGCAACAGCAUUUUAUGGGAUUCCAGCAGCAGAAUGAGCCACAGAAUCAUUUGGCACAAUCCCAGCAGCAGAACGGACACAACAAAGCAGGUUACGGCAGCAAUUUCACCGACUGGACCUCAUUCGAUCCGGCCAUCGUUUCCUUCCGUCAGUUUUCAUUCAUGAACGGACAACAGGGCAACCAGCAGCAACAGCAGCAGCAACAACAACAGCAGCCAAACGAUCUUUUCCUUUCGGCACAACAGCAGCAACAAAACCAACUGAAUCUAACCAACCUUCAGCAAGCGGGACAAGGAUUCGGACAUCAUGGCAUUAACUUGCCGUCGAGCAUCCUGAAUCAGCAACAACAAGCGCAGCAGCAACAGCAGGGCAACCCCCAAGCACAGGUCAACUUCCCAACCUGGCUCACCAGCGAACAGAGCGCCUACAUGAACAGCCUGACGGCCGGGGGUGCCGGAUUCGGUCUAGGCGGAAACAUUCCUAUGCCGCCGGGUUUCCAGGCGGCUGCGGCAGCAGCAGCAGCAGCACAGGCGGCGGCGGCGGUCAACAAACAGAAACACGCCGAACUGAGCAUCAACUAAAUCGACUAAAUUUUUUCUUUCCCUCCACCCGUUGUCGUUUGUAGUCACCACCAUGAAUAACCAUUGAAAUUUAAUCAGGCCCCCCCAGCCUAAGCCCCGCUGAUUCCUUUCGGAGGUGUUGAUGAUUGGAUAGAAACCAAGCCAUCCGUACGCAGCAGAACGAUGAAAACAGCUGAUUGUAACUAGAUUUUCACGCCUUCUCCUUAACUGUGAUCAAAGCUUUAAUUUUCUUUUCUAAAUUGGAUAAGCCUCAGAUUAUUUCGAGUUAUUAAAAUUUAUAUUUCAAAGAAUUAUUGCAGCAGUGCGAGUAGGGUGUUAUUCACUCAAUCGGAAGCAUUUGGAAGAAUGAAUCGAACGUUGCCGAAUGAUGAGAUUUUGAACUCAAAAAUGCAUUCUUAAGAUAAAAACUAAGAAACUGAGCAUCCAAAACUCAGAAACAAAGUGCACAUCUAGGGAAAAAUGCCGUUUCCACCAGUAAUGGGGAAUAUGAAUUCUUGCAAAUGUCGUUUGGCCUAAAAAAUUCUCCAGCGAUGUUUCAAAGAGCCAUUGAUCUUUGGAGAGUACAUCGGUAGAUUUGGAGUGUUAUCAAAUAUUUUAAUUAAAUUUUAUUCAAAUUAAAAACUCCGAGAUUCUUAUAAAUCAUCUAUUUGAACAUUUUUGGUUUUCUUAAACUUUAAAAAAAAAUGUAAUUUAUUCUCAAUCUAACAAAUUUUCAAUAUUUUAUCUCUCGGUUACUUUCGUAUAGAAUUCGAUUCAAAUCGAUCUAAAAGUUCAUCGAUUGAUGAGUCUUCGUCUUUUGAGGAGGAGCAAGCAAGCAAGCGAACUACUUUAUCGUAAAGUAUGUGGAAAAGUUAACAUGAGACAGAUUUAGAUUUCAUUCUCCCAUCAAUCGUGUUCAAUUUUUUGAACCGGUACUUGAUUGGAAGGAGGAAGUCUUUCUAGGAUGGAUUUUUAUUUUUGAUUUUAUUUUCGUUUUUAAAUGCCUUCUUCAAAAACUUAUGUUUUUUUUCUUUGAAUUUUCACCGAUCUAUAAUAGUUUUUAUUCUAGAUUUUGGUCCCUAACUAUUGUCUGAAGCAUUCAAAACCAACAAUCAGCAGAACUUUCGGGGAAAAGGCAGCUUUAUUUGAUAGUGAAUUCAAACUCCAAAAACUUCAACAUAUUUUUGAAAAAUUAUUCAAAAUUUUAUAACAAUAAACUAAAAUAAUCACAAGAAACAUCAAUAUUGAAACUAAAAACAAAACUGCUUAAAUGAAGCGAUAAAAAUCAAUCUUUCCUCUGCAUGGUAUAUGAUUCACAAACGAAAAACUACAACUAAAAAAUCAACAUAACAUGAAAAAACAAUUGUAUUGCCCUAUAUUAUUCACUUAUUAUUAUAACAAUUAUACGAUUAUUCAACCAAACAGUUAUCCCAAAACAACAAUUCAUAAGAUCGAAAAUGGCGAGAAGUGAGGAAAAUGGAAAUCGAACGAACAACAAAUGUGUUGCAUUUGAAAGAAUUCAACCGACAACAAAUUGUUAUCAGUUGAUUUUAGUUGAAUGCAACAUUAAAUUUAAUUGGAUUAUCCCUUUUUCCUCCCCUUGUUGAAAAAAUAAAUAUUCAUGAAUGAAAAACAACUACAAAAGUUCAUCCUUAUGGAACAAAAUAAAAAAUACAAUACUUCAGUUUCUGUUGCUAAUGCCGCUGUAUGAAUGUUAAACUGAAGAAAAAAAAACACAAAAUCGACACUCGAAGCUGUUGAUUACAUAGGAAAAUGAGGAAAGUUAAGCUGAGCAAAUGAUGCUGAUGUCAGUUUGUUCAUGAAGAAAAAGUGAAAGAAGAAAUGAUGCUGCUUAGAAAAAUCUUACAAAGGAAGAUAGAAAGUUGAUGAGAUGUCAAUGAGACAGUGAAGAUGCUAGUAGACAAUGGUGAAGAAGCGAGAUAGGGUUGCAGACAGAUGCACACGAAAAAGAAGAAAUAUGUGAAAGACGACGAUAUAAAACAAUACCGAUCAAAAACGGAAACCUAUAAAUGAGGGGCACGUAUGGGUGUCGUAUGAAAAUAUUACGGAAAAUGCAAGAAUAUUAAA